Molecule: messenger RNA, 4965 nt
Organism: Carassius auratus (goldfish)
Lineage: Eukaryota; Metazoa; Chordata; Actinopteri; Cypriniformes; Cyprinidae
Product: stromal membrane-associated protein 2-like
Exons: 10
Coding region: 525-1748 (407 amino acids)
Cellular component (GO): cytoplasm
Molecular function (GO): GTPase activator activity
Source: RefSeq, a predicted model, not a curated record
AACAGCGAACAUCAAGACCGCAAUUGUCUAUCUGAAGAAGGACUAAGUUGUGCGGUCUUUUAGAGAAAAUGUUUUAAACAGCACAUGGCUGAAGAUCAGAAGCAGAUGCCACAGAGGAGGUGCGGUGACUAUAAGCGCGGCUGAGAAGAGUAAUGCUGAAGUGUAAUGCUUGAACGUGCUCGAUGUGUCUCUGAUACUGCGGGUGGAAAGUUGCGUGUUCAAGGACCAGCGAAUGUAACGUUACAGCGAUGGAUAUGGUGUUGUUUUUAUAUGAGCCAUGAUUCAAUGCUUUUCCUCUUCCUGGUAAGAUUAGCGGAAGCCAGCAGUAACAGUGUUUUGUUUUUUUUCUCUCUCUUCAUCUGCAGCAGCAGCCGGUUUUGUGACAGUCAGCGAUCCGCUUCCCGGUGUUUCACUAACACACAAAAAAACAUUCUGAACAAUUUCUCAGCGGCGUUGGACUAAUUGUUUAUUUAUUUAUAUUUUUUUACGGAGCUGGUAGAUCAGCGAGAGACUGCUUUUUAAAGAUGACGGGUAAAUCAGUCAAAGACAUUGACCGCUAUCAGGCUGUUCUCACAUCUCUUCUGGCUUUAGAGGAAAACAAGUUUUGCGCAGAUUGUCACGCCAAAGGUCCCAGAUGGGCAUCCUGGAAUCUUGGAAUCUUCAUCUGUAUCCGCUGUGCGGGAAUCCAUCGGAAUCUUGGCGUGCACAUAUCACGAGUUAAAUCCAUAAACCUGGACCAGUGGACUCAUGAGCAGAUACAGUCUGUUCAGGAGAUGGGGAAUGCCAAAGCUCGGCGACUAUAUGAGGCCUUUUUACCAGAGUGCUUCCAGCGCCCAGAGACAGACCAAGCUGCUGAGAUUUUUAUCCGUGACAAAUAUGAUAAGAAGAAAUAUAUGGAUAAAUGCAUUAACAUCCAGUCUUUCAGGAAAGAAAAGAGUGAGACAGUAACAAAAGAAGCCCCUGUUGUUUUUAAAAAGAUGAAGCUGAAAAAAGACGAGUCGAAACAAUUCAAAAACAGUCCAAAACAGUCACAAUCUGUUAAUGACUUACUGGGACUAGAUGCCCCUGCUCCUCAAGCUCCCUUAUCCAAUGGCAAACCAAGCACUGAACUCAGUCCUGCCCUCGACCUCUUCAGCUCUCUGCCUGCCACCGUCAGCACCUCCAACUCUUCCAGGAGCACGCCUAGCUCAGGGUCCAUGCCCACUGGACGGGUAGCAGCAUCUAUGCCCGAAAACCUCAGCCUGUUCCUGGAUCCCCCCUCCAAAAGUGAGGACAGUGGAAAAAAGCUGUCCAAGGACUCAAUCUUGUCAUUGUAUGGCAGUACCGCACCACAAACAAACAUGGCUGCUCAUGCUGGCAUGUAUAUGGGAGCAACCCAGAUGGGCUAUGUCCCUGCUGCAGGGUACGGCCAAUACCAGGCCCUGGGUGCCCAGCAGGGCAUGAUGGGGCCUAUGAUGGCACCACAGAUGAACAUACUGGGACAUACUGCUCCUCCGUACAUGGCAGGGGUGCAGGGGGGCGUAAUGGGAAUGCAGAAUGGCAUGAUGGGAAACAUGGCAGCAGUUCCUCAGCCGGCGUAUGGAGCACAGCAGACCCAACAGCUGCAGUGGAACAUCAGCCAGAUGACUCAACACAUGGCAGGAAUGAAUUUCUAUGGUGCCAAUAACAUGAUGGGGUACGGGCAGCCCAUGGGUGGGGCGGCUGCUCCCGGUUCAAAUCCAGUGCUCGGGUCCCAAGAGUGGAAGUGAUGUCAUAGAGAGAGAGUGGUUCAGCAUGUCUGAAUUGGUUGGGCUUGGUUGGCGCCACGACUGACUGACAGCAGAAGGGAAACAGAUUGUAGGAGCAAACACUUUGGAGAGUUGAUUAGAUGAACGCAACCGAAGCACAGCCUCUACCUCCCUCAUUCUCAGAGCCAGAUUCUCAUGCUUGCCUUCCAACAGUCACAUACUCAGAGAGAGAAUAGAAGUGUCAUUCACUUCUCAGCUGAAUGUUACACGUUUCACAGCUUUACUUUUGAAUUUGCCCCACUGACCAACAGAAACCUGCUUGGUAUGAAAGUGACUUUUGUGUGGGCUGUGCUUCAUACUUCACUGUUGAAAAUAUACAAUUAACCUUUUUGGCCCAUAGUGUUUUGCCAAAAAUGUACAGUAUGCUAAUGCAACAGCACCUUUAGUUUCAGUUAAAAAAGCUUGCUUCAUUUCAGAAACAAUUUAUCAUAUAGAUAUGUAUGUAACAGUCUAUAUGCAGUACAUCUCAUCAGAAGCAUGUUUGUAGUCAUAAAUGAACAUUUUAAGCCAUUUUAGGUACCAUUUUUUGUUAAUAAGGAUCUUGAACUUUGAUACUGCUGAAGAAAAUGUCCAUUUUGUGUCAGGUUCUGCAACGAUACUCUUGUAUGGUCGUCUUUUUAACGCACAGGGUACAACUAAGCCACUUUGACUUUGCUUUCUCUCACACUUGCUCUCAACUCAGGAGAAAUAAAGGCUUGGGAAGAUAAGAGUUCUCACGUCCAUCUCAUAGCAGGACAUUUUACAUUCAGCCAAAGAUUUAUUAACGCUCCGCAGUCAUCAUUGGUCUUUGGAAUGAUACAUUCUAGAUGGAUCCAUGCUGCUGUUUGUCGUUUCAGAACAUUGCAGUUUGACCUCAAGAGUGUAAUGGCACCAUUGAUUGUAUUGUGCACUGCUUUUCUCCUCAUUACUGAGUGCAGGGUCACUACUGGUGAAGAGAACUGAACUUUUUGACACUGAGGCUGCAGUAUGGACCAAGAACGAAUGAAUGUUUCUCUCUGACUGCUGCCUGGAGAGCAGAAUUUGCCAUGGUCACUGUGUGAAGUUCAUUCAAAGCAGUCUUGGGGUUUGGGGUUUUAUUGACUUUGCUCACUGUUUGUUUGAGCCCAAUGUCUACUUUAGUGAAACCAAAUGUGAUGAGGUUCACUGUUAAUCUUAUUUCAAACUGGAGCCCUUUAAAACAUGCUGAAAAACACACACACACACCCUUAGCUGGUUUGCUGUUCAGGUUUACUGGGUUCAGCCAUCACCUGCUUGGCCUGGCUCACUGGAAUGCCAACAAGACCAGUUUAAACAAAGUUUUUUUUUUUUUUUUUUCAGGGUUAAGCAGUUGUACAUGCAUUAAACAUGUCUGUGUUUUAAUGUUUAUUUGCAAGUGAUGUUUUUAUCUUUCAUAGCCAUAGAGACUCAAAAUAUUCUGCCCCUCAAUGUAUGACAGUGUAUGUGAUUUGUAAAGGAGUUCAUUGCACUAGGCUUCUCUACAUUUUACAAUAUUUGGUUGCCGUGUUUUUCACUGUAGCCCUGAAUGUGAAGAAUUGUUUGCUAAUAUUAUUACUUAUGUUUGUCAAACCUUUGGCAAAUGUGUGGUCUGAAAUGACACUGUCACUGUGGUCUUGCACAUCACUGAUCUCUACUGGCCAAUAAGUGAUCAUCAGUGAUGUAUAGUGGUGUUUGUAUCCCACCAUUUUUUUCUGAAGGUUUUUUUUCUUCUUCUUUUUCUUCUGCAAAAAGUCAAAAUUUUACUCUGCACUGCAAUUUUUAGGUUUUGUGUGUUUUUUUUUUUUUUUUUUUUUUUGAUUAAAUGGGACCAUUCCUUUCUCAUAUUUAAGCACACGUGAACCUGUAAAUAUCAUAUUUGUGAUAUAACGAGAUUUAUAACCCUUUAUAUAUCCAAGGUUUUAACUUUACUUUAAAACUACUGCUAUAAUGGCACUUCAUGAUAGCAGCUUGUAUGCAUGAUUCGUUCAUUGAGAAAGUUUGAUUAGACAACAUUCAUUUUGUGUGCAUGCUAGACAAUCCAAGAGAGCAAUCACUGGACGUUCAGACUGAUGCCAUAUCAGUGGGCUGAAAAGUAUUGCAGUUGAUUUGAUUUAUCUCGCCAGGUGGAUCUGCUUUCAACUUGAAUGUAUCUGUCUGGUUUGAGUGAUUUGGAUUAGGUCAUUUAAAGAAGAAUGUUGUAGUGCUCUGUGUCGGGAGUGACAAACUCCUGGAGGGUCAGAGCACUUCAGAGUUUAGAUUCAAUCCUAAAUAAACACACCUGAUUCAACUAAUAAUAUCCUUCAGGCUUAUUUGAAAACAACAUGGUUUGUGUGUUGGAGCAGGAUUUAAAAAAAAGGCUCCGGCUCUCCAGGAAUUGAGUUUGACACCCCUGCUCUAUGUAAAGCAAUGGGGUCGGUUUAAAAUUUGCCUUAUAAUACAUUGGCACAUAGGUAAUCCUUAAAGAAGCAAUCAUGCUAGAGGUCUUCUACAGAAUGGGUUGCACUUUAUUUUACAGUAUGUGUACUUACAUGUACUUAUAUUUUACUUACAGUGUAUUUAUCUAAGAAAGUUCUGGUAAUACAACGUAACUACAUGGGGUAGGAUUAGGUUUAGGGGUAGGUUCAGGGUUAGUACAUAGUUAUUACAUAGUUAUUGUAAGUACUAUAAAAAGUACAUAGUAUGUACAUGAGGAACAGGACCGUAAAAUAAAGUGCUACCACAAAAUGCAACUGCUACAUAUACAGUACAGUGCACAAUUUUUAUAUAACACAUGAAAUGAAUGCUUUUGUUUUAAGCUAGCGGUAAAUGUUAAAAGAUCCAUUGCCAUUUUUAUAGUAUGCAUCUCAUUUUUUUUUUUUUCCUUUUUGGAAUAUGGAGGACUUGUUUCCACAGAUGCUUGCAAAUUCAAGGAAGAGACUCCCGACAGCUGUGUAAUGGUUUUUAUCACUCCUUUUGGUGAAACGGUGCUAUAACAUCAUCAUGCCCACAUGACGUUGUCUAGAACGUUCUUCCUCUGUGAACUCUGACCUGAGGAUGUAACAUCACGUAAGUGUCUGUUAUGCUGAAGUGAUCCCAUCAUUGUGGCUCACAGUAAAUGUGUAAUGUGGAUUACUUGCAAAGUUUGUAUUUAAGGUAAUUUUCAGACAUGCAUUACAAAGGCUUGAAUGUGAAAUAAGAUGAGAAAUAAACAUUUUGACUGCAA